Molecule: messenger RNA, 999 nt
Organism: Cadophora gregata
Lineage: Eukaryota; Fungi; Ascomycota; Leotiomycetes; Helotiales; Ploettnerulaceae
Exons: 1
Coding region: 1-999 (332 amino acids)
Cellular component (GO): nucleus
Source: RefSeq, a predicted model, not a curated record
AUGGCCCAGUCAACUAUCAACAUUCUACUGACCUCGUUCCCUGGUCUCAGUCUCCCAGCAACUCUCGCGCUUCCGCUCCCCGCCGAAACGUCCAUCACAGAACUCCAGGAGCGCAUUCACCAACGCCUCCCAGCACACAACAGCCGCCUGAUUCUCACAACAAUAUCAAAUAAGCAGCUGCCUCUGACAUCUGACGAAUCCAUCUCUGGUCUGCUCUCUAAUUCUCAGAAUGACUUCCUCUCACUCCGACUUGCGCUGCCUAUGUGCGGUGGCAAGGGUGGUUUUGGAUCCCAAUUACGUGCUGCAGGUGGUCGAAUGUCUUCAAAGCGGAAGCGCAACCAAGGCGAAGAUAAUGGCUCAAGCAGAAAUCUGGAUGGACGUAGACUGAGAUCAGUCCAUGAAGCAAAAGCCCUGGCUGAAUAUCUGGCGAUCAAGCCCGAGAUGGCAAAGAAAGAGAAAGAGGAGCGGAGGAAAAGAUGGGAGCAAAUCGUCGAACUUGCAGAACGUCGAGAGGAAGAGAUGAGAUCCGGAAAUAAGGGCAAGGUUGAUGGGAAAUGGGUUGAGGAUAAGGAAGAAGCGAACGAGAGGACGAGAGAGGCUGUGCUUGCAGCGAUGAAGUCUGGAGAUUACAAGGACAACUUAAUUGAAGUGUCAAAGGCCAGCCCUUCAGGAUCAGCCGAGUCGGAUAGUAGUGAUGAAGCAUUGGCAGGAACGAGCUCCAAGGAUACCACACCCCCUUCAGAGUCAGCAGCGAAGCCAAAACCCCAGAAGUUCUUUGGUUUUGACGACGACGAUGAGUUCAUGAGCAGUGACGAAGAUGAGGAUGAAGAGGAGAAGGAAGCUAUUCAGGUAGAAAUGGAGGAGGAUGAAGAGGUCGAGGAGGAAGCUGAGAAAGAACCAACACCUCCACCUCCACCAGCUAAAGGCAGGAGUAAAGGUAAAGCAAAGGCACCGGUCAAGGCAAAAGCAAGAGGAAAAGGCAGAGUUACGAAGCCUUGA